This is a messenger RNA of Didymodactylos carnosus, 471 nucleotides long. Lineage: Eukaryota; Metazoa; Rotifera; Eurotatoria; Philodinida; Philodinidae. The record is from the annotation of a GenBank genome assembly.
AUGGAAAAACGUUGUAAUUCAAAGCAAAUUGUAUUUGGAUCAAUUUGUUAUAGUCUAUGUUUUAUUAUGACUAUUAUUAGUUAUAUAAUGUCAAAACAAUUAAAACAACAACACAUUAGCACAUUAGAUUUAUUUACAUGGGUAAUGGUUCUUUUAUCAUAUUUAACUAAUUUUUUAAUUUCUCCAUAUAUGUUAAAAGAUCCAAAACAUCCAAAAUAUACACGGCUCAAAUACUUAAAUCGACUUUUGAAAUUUCAUGCAUUUACUGGACUUCUAACUAUUCAACUUGGUAUUAUAACAUUAUUCUAUCGGUCAAUACUAUUUGGUUAUCUAUUUGCAUUACUUGUACUUUUUACACAUAUACCAUCAGUUAUAUUGUUAACACCAUAUGCUGGUGGUUUUAAACGUAUGAUUAUUUCUGGAUAUAAUUGUCUCAUUCUUUUUGGAACAUUCUUUCAAGUAUUACAAAUU